Oncorhynchus mykiss (rainbow trout) is the source of this 3861-nucleotide messenger RNA. RefSeq names its product sodium-dependent lysophosphatidylcholine symporter 1-B. Gene Ontology annotation, cellular component: plasma membrane. The record is from RefSeq and is a predicted model, not a curated record. Gene Ontology annotation, biological process: lysophospholipid translocation; carbohydrate transport; fatty acid transport. Lineage: Eukaryota; Metazoa; Chordata; Actinopteri; Salmoniformes; Salmonidae. Gene Ontology annotation, molecular function: lysophospholipid:sodium symporter activity; fatty acid transmembrane transporter activity.
GGGGAGGGCAAAAACGCGCUCCAAACAUCCAUAUCAAACCAAGGAGACCAGCUUCCCAAAUUGAGUGUGCAACACACAGAGCUUUGAACCGUGGCUUACUCGUGCGGUUCCAAUACUGAGCGAGGAGCAAUUUUUUUUUUAAGGCUUUUUAAAGAAAUUAUCGAUUUCUAACAAUAUGGUAAAAGGAGAGGGCGCGGAGCAGUAUUCCGCGUCAAGUCUAUUACCAAAAAAAACAAGUCAAGAUGGAAUCAAAAUUGCCAAGCGGCGGGACGAAAGCGGCCGUCUAUCAGUGUGCAGUAAGUUGUGCUAUGCCAUUGGAGGGGCUCCCUAUCAGAUCACUGGCAGUGCUCUGGGCUUCUUCCUCCAGAUCUACCUGCUGGAUGUGGCCCAGCUGGACACAUUCUAUGCCUCUAUCAUUUUGUUUGUGGGCCGGGCCUGGGAUGCAGUGACAGACCCAACAGUGGGCUUCCUGGUGAGCCGGAGCAGAUGGACCCGGUGUGGCCGGAUGAUGCCCUGGAUCCUCAUCUCCACUCCCUUUGCAGUACUCACAUACUUCCUGAUCUGGUAUGUCCCUCCAGUGGAGCAGUGGAAGGUCCUGUGGUAUCUGAUCUUCUACUGCCUAUUCCAGUCUCUGCAGACGUGCUUCCAUGUGCCAUACUCAGCGCUCACCAUGUUCAUCAGCAUGGACCAGAAAGAGAGAGACUCUGCCACGGCCUACCGUAUGACAGCGGAGGUGCUGGGCUCGGUGGUUGGCACAGCAAUCCAGGGGCAGAUUGUGGGUGGGGCGAUCACCCCCUGUCUCCCGGGUGACCUGGAAGUUCUUGACAACGGUAACACCACACUGCUGGGGUCAGACGUCAGCAUCUCCCACAUAUCCCUGGAUGAAACGAAACGAGCCUACCUCAUCGCCUCAGCAGUCAUCUGUGUCAUGUACGUUCUCUGUGCAGCAGUCCUGUUCCUGGGAGUCAGAGAGCAGGAAGAGUGCGGGCGUCUGAAGACAGAGCCCAUGUCGUUCUUUGAGGGCAUGAGGAUGGUGAUGGGAUAUGGGCCGUAUGUCAAACUGGUCAUGGGAUUCCUCUUCACGUCGCUGGCCUUCAUGCUCCUGGAGGGGAACUUUGCCCUGUUCAUCAGCUACACCAUGGGCUUCAGAAAUGACUUCCAGAACAUUCUCCUGGUCAUUAUGCUCUCUGGGACUUUGUCCAUUCCAUUCUGGCAGUGGUUCCUGACCAGAUUUGGGAAAAAGACUGCAGUCUACAUUGGCAUCACGUGGGCAGUGCCCUUCAUGAUCCUGAUCGUCUGCAUAGAGAGCAGUCUGAUUGUGGCCUAUGUGGUCUCUGUGGCAGCAGGGGUCAGUGUGGCUGCAGCUUUCCUCCUACCCUGGUCAAUGCUCCCAGAUGUGGUGGAUGAUUUCAAAGUGAAGAAUCCAGACUCUAGUGGCCACGAGGCCAUUUUCUACUCUUUCUAUGUCUUCUUCACUAAGUUUGCCUCAGGAAUCUCCCUCGGCAUCUCCACUCUCAGUCUCGACUUUGCCGGCUAUGUGACAAGAAGCUGCUCGCAACCUGAUGCAGUGAAUUUAACCCUGAAGGUGCUGGUCUCAGCUGCUCCUGUUGUUCUGAUAUUCCUAGGGCUGUUGAUAUUCAAGACCUACCCCAUCGACGAGGAGAGGAGGCAAGGCAACAGGAAACUACUGCAGGCGAUGCGGGAUAGCAAUCAGGAUUCUGAUACGGAGUCCACAGAGCUUGGGAGCGUUGUGUAGGAGCCCUGAGAGAGGGGGGUCCAGCCGAAAGGCCACAACUGUCCCGCGUGUUUGCACUGGCAGGCUGGAGUGUUUGGGGUUUCAUUGGAACUAACAGUAGAAAAACCAGACGACACUGGCUGCUUCCUACCUGAUGCUACAUGAACGCAAUGGCCCUAGUCUCCAAAGGAUUCAACUGGCUUACAGAGACCCCUAUUGGACAUUCUGAGUCAUCGCCCUCUCUGUGCCCUGUCUAUUGCCUGCUGUACUAUGUAUUUGUGGUAUUGGUUUAUGUGUCUGUUUGUUUGCAUAACAAACAUUGGUUUGGGAUUUUUUGGGGGGGUGGGCAUUUACCCUUCAAAUCUAACAUUUGAAUGAUGUUUGUCUACCUGAACCAAGUAUUGGGUGGGAAGCCUUUCUCAGCAGAGGAAAAAAAGAUUUUCCAUCCAGAAAGGGUGGUCCUCAUAGAGGGAAGAUUUCAGUCCUCAUUUUUAGGGCAUACCAGUAACUUGUUCUAUCUAGACUGUUUUAUAUGGUUAUGUUUUAAUGUAAAUAAUAUUCACUUAUCUCGAGAGUAAUACCCUCCUUUAGGGACGUGGAGAGCACAUAACUGUUCCAUUUCAGACAAUCCUAUCCAUUCACUGGAAUUAUAUUGGUGUCUUGUGGGGAAAAGGAACCUUGAUAAAUAAACUAACCUUAAUGAACUCAUUAACAUUGCCAAUGAUGUCUGGAUUUCAGACUUCCUGUAUCUAGGCUAGCUGAAUUCCACCUUAUUAUUACUGCCUUAACACAUCUUGUACUUUGGAAACCUUAUACAGAAAAUCUCAUUGCAAUUACAACAGUUUUUACUCAAUUCUAUUUGGUCAAAGUUGUUUCUCUCACACGGUCCCUUUUUUAAAAGUUGACUUUGAGCAUGAACAGUCCAUCUUUGCCAUUGGCAUGCUGAUUGCUGGAUGUCCAACAGAGCUGUUGCCAGAGUAUUUCAAGUUAUUUUCUCUACCAUACGCCGCCUCCAAUGUUAGAGAAUUUGGCAAUACAUCCAACUGGCCUCACACCUGCAGACCCCAUCCCAGGAUCUCAACAUCCGGCUUCUUCACCUGCGGGAUCGUCUGAGACCAGCCACCUGGACUGCUGAUGAAACUGAGUAUUUAUGUCUGUAAAAUCCCCACUAAAGGGCUUUAUUUCUUCUGAUUGGCUGGGUCUGGCUCCCAAAGUGGGUGGGCAUAGGCCCACCCAUGGCUGCAGCCCUGCCCAGUCAUGUGAAAGCCAUAGAUUUCACAUGGACUAAAUUAAUUUAUAACAGUUGACUUAUUUCCUUAUGAACUGUAACUCAGUAAAAAAAAUGAAUGUUGCAUUCAUCAUUUUGUUCAGUGUAGUUUGUCAGCUAAGCUAGCCACGUUUAGCUAGACUGUGUACUCAGAUAAACACAAGGUCAAAUCAUGGCGUCAGUGAUCUUCAGGUUGGAAAGUCGUAGCACUAGAAAGAGGCCCGAGUUCCCGAGAUUGAAUUCUGAGUUGGAUGACCCCUCAAAUCGAUUUUUUUUUUUUUUUUUUUUUUUUUUUUUUUUUUUUCUCCCCCCAGUCAGCGCUUGUUUUUUUUCUUCUCUGUUUUGAAUGCACUGUAGUCAGAAGUUUGAGAUUUGAGUUCCAAUUUGUUUUGAACUUAAUCUCCAGUAUGUGUUGACAUCUCACAGGAUUUGUUUUUGGACAGAUGGGUAAGAAAUGGUAUCUCCGUAGCCAAAUAUCUUAACAUUUUUGUUUUUAAGCAUUACAUGACCUGGAAUCAUGGUGCAUUGAUAUGCAGUUUUUCUCCCAAAGUCAACCUUUUUUUUUUAAAGUAGAACCUUCCUUGGAGAGUGGGAAAGCUUUCUAACGAGUUUGAGUUAACGAUCUCACUUCUAACUUGAAAUGUGAAUGGUUUGUGUUGUGUGUACUGGAACAAACAAUCCAUUUGAUCGUAUUUAUUAUUGUAUGAAUCUUUGAGCAGACCCAAGCCAAGUUUUCUAUGUAUCUGCAGUGUUGGGAAAUUAAUUAAUCUGAGAAAUAGAUCACUCUGCAGUCAGAUGUUAACAAUGUCAUAACAUAAUAAUUUUGCCUAUUAAAUAAACAAACUGUUUCAAGUGAGAA